CUAUCAGAUGAUCCAUGUUUGACACGAUCGAGAAUCGAACUGUGAAUCGGCUUUGUUUUGCAAUGAAGGCGGACGAUCCUCCUUCCCUUCUGGCGCGCAAAGUUCACGAAUGCUUCACAGAUCAGAGGAAAAAUCUAUCGACGAUCGGGAUCUCGAAGCAAAGGAAUAAACACCCAAUAAAAAAAAUUUCGACUCGUCCGGCUAUGUUUCAACGUGUAUUUACAUCGAAUUUUCGCAAUGUAUCGCUGCUAUCUCGGCUGUGGAAUGGAUCCAACGGCGUACUUGCAGGUAAACAUGCUGAGCAGAAAAUGAUUUCCAUCCUAAGGGACAGAUUUCCACAAGCCCAGCUGAUUGAAGUUACCGAUGUAUCAGGAGGAUGUGGUGCUAUGUUUGACAUAAACGUAGUUGCUCCAGAAUUUAAAGGAUUAAAUACUGUAAAGCAGCAUCGAAUCAUUAACGAGGUUCUCAAGGAAGAAAUUAAAGAUAUGCAUGGUCUUCGAAUACGUACGAGUAUUCCACAACUUUGAAUGUUAUCUCGGAUAAUUGUAUGUUAAAUUAAUUUUAAAAGAAAAAUAUUUAACAUUCUGAUUUUAAAUCAAA
This is a messenger RNA of Pogonomyrmex barbatus (red harvester ant), 600 nucleotides long. RefSeq names its product bolA-like protein 3. The record is from RefSeq and is a predicted model, not a curated record. Gene Ontology annotation, cellular component: mitochondrial matrix. NCBI's taxonomy places the organism in Eukaryota, Metazoa, Arthropoda, Insecta, Hymenoptera, Formicidae.